Yamadazyma jaroonii is the source of this 423-nucleotide messenger RNA. Lineage: Eukaryota; Fungi; Ascomycota; Pichiomycetes; Serinales; Debaryomycetaceae. The record is from the annotation of a GenBank genome assembly.
AUGAAUUAUUAUGAGGUUCUAGGGUUGACACCUCCUGUUACCGAGAAGGAAAUAAGAUCAGCAUAUAAGAAGGCAUUACUCCUACAUCAUCCCGAUAAAGUUAAGACUUCUGAGAAAACCAUUUCCAUUGAUUUGAUCAAUAAAGCCUAUCAUACAUUAAUCAAUGAUAACGAAGAAUAUCAAAAACAAGUGAUUUUUGGUGAUGGGUUAGACAUUUUUAAUCUUGCAGAUUUUGAAGAAAAAAAAAUCGAUGAUGGGGUGGAAUUUUACAUGAAAUGCCCUCGUUGUAGAACUGAAAGUGGAAUCAAAUUAACCGAAGAUGAUCUUAUUGGAGGUGCUCAACAAGAGAAUAAUGAAUACGAAGUGAUUGUUCAAUGUGGAGAUUGUAGUUUAUGGAUAAGAGUACAGUACGAGGAAGAAUAA